CGUCACUGCAUUGCAUGGUGCUUCUGCAAUUUUUCAUCCAAUUAAGAUGAUUCAAAAUGUGAAAUUUAUUAAAAAUUUUUAGCAUAUGAAUCUUUGAAGCAGAUGAAUGUGACAUAACCAGCUGGCUGUUAAUCAAGAAGUGAACACUAUUCACCAUGACUGCAUCUGGGACACUUGUGUUGGACAAUGGUGCAUCCCUUCUCAAGGCCGGACUGGCCUCGCACAAGGACCCUCUCGUCAUGCCCAAUGCCAUCAUGAAGGCAAAGAGCGAGCGGCGUCGGCCAUUCAUCGGCAACCAGAUCGACGAGUGUCGCGACGCCAGCGGCCUCUUCUACAUCCUGGGCUUCCAGAAGGGCUACCUGGUCAACUGGGACGUGCAGAAGACGGUGUGGGACCACGUCUUUGGCAAGGACUGCCUGGGUCUGAACCUGAGCCGACUGAACGUGGUGGUGACGGAGCCGUUCUUCAACUUCCGCUCGGUGCAAGAGGCUAUGAGUGAGAUGAUGUUCGAGGAGUACGACGUGGCGGGCCUGCUGCGCGCCAACGCCGGCGACCUGUGCGUGGCCGCCGAGCCGGCGCGGCCCGAUAACCUCUGCUGCCUGCUGGUGGACGCCGGCUACAGUUUCACCCACGUGGUGCCCUACAUCCAGGGCAAGAAGCGCCGGGAGGCCAUCCGCAGGAUCGACGUCGGCGGCAAGGUGCUGACCAACCACCUGAAGGAGAUCAUCUCCUACCGACAGCUGCACGUCAUGGACGAGACGUACGUCAUGAACCAGCUCAAGGAGGACUGCUGCUUCGUCAGCCAGGACUGGCGGCGCGACAUGAAGCAGGCCGCCCUCCCGCCGGCCGACAACCCCAUCCUGCGCCACUACGUGCUACCUGACUUCACCAGCCUGCGGCGCGGCUACAUGAAGCCGCGCGACUCGGCCGCCGCGCCGGCCGCCGAGGGGGAGCAGCUGAUCCGGCUCACCAACGAGCGGUUCUCGGUGCCCGAGCUGCUCUUCCAUCCCUCGGACGUCGGUAUUCAGCAGAUGGGCAUCCCAGAGGCGAUCGUCGAGGCGGUGUCGGCGUGCCCGCCCGAGACGUGGCCGCACCUGUACCGCAACAUCCGAUUGGUGGGCGGCAGCAGCCGCUUCCCCGGCUUCAGGGACCGCGUGUACGCAGAGGUGCGCGCCCUGGCGCCCGACGAGCUGCCCGUGAAGGUCACCCAGCCCGAGGACUCGGUGACGUGCGCGUGGCGCGCUGGUGCCAAACUGGCCGGAGAAUCCCGGUUCAGUAGCCGGCUGGUGACCCGAGCCCAGUGGGAGGAGCACGGCUUCAAUAUCUGUUUGGACACGUUUGAUGUGUGACGUCCGUCUGUUUGAAAUGAUGCGUUGACUGCUCUGUUGUGUUGGUGUGGUGUGUGGUGGAUGAGCAUGCGUUGGUGACGAGACAAGGGCCCCAGUCACGCGCUUCGCCGAACCUGGGCAAUCUGAGUGAGUUGGCGCUUUUGCGAACGGUGCGUGAGCGCAUCACGCGCUUUGUCGCGCGUCAUCCGGUGCGCGGCGGCCUCGAGUGUCCGCUCGCGUGAUAAUUCGGCGUCCCUUCGCGCGUAUUAAGUGGAUUGUCGCAGGUCGAGGGGCGUAUCUCGCUCACUGCCAUUCGAUCGCGAAUCUCGAGUUUGUGUCAUGUGUUUUCAUAGUUCAUACCACUUCAUCGCCGGACAUGGAGUCACGCGUUGUCGGACCGUACCGUCAUCAUCGAAUGUGGACAUCAGCCACGUGCCAGAAGGUUGGCACGUGUCGCCUUGUGCCGCGGCUGAGGCGGCACGUGCAUGUCGUGAGUGACUCGCAUCAUAAUAUCUGCUGCUCUAGUAUCCCGGCCAGCACUUCGGAGAAAUGAUGGGCCCUGCCGACGUUGGACGUGAAGCCGCUCAUUCCACUGUGACAUAUUGGUAUUUUUACCAUCAUACUGUGUCGUUUUGUAAUGAAACAUUGUUAAAAACGUUUGUCUUUUCGGCUCGAACUGAAUAGAUGCAUGAUCAACAGAUGUCCUGUUCAUCGCUCGAUUAGGUACUCGUCACAUUGCGGUGGUCUAACGUUGACACAAGCCAUAAUUUGAAGUUUAAACACAAGUAAAUUCCAUACAUGUAUUAUAUAAUCACAAUAUAGAGGAUAUAUAAUAUGGUAACGCGCAACAAUGAUAUAACAAUACUGUAAAUAUAUGUGUGUCGGGUUAUCACCGCCCACCUGAUUCGAAUGCGGCUAGCAUUGCACAUCCAGAGCGGCUGGCCAUGCAUGAGCAGGUGUGUGUGAUGCACAGUGAACACAGUUGCAAGCAUUGCACACUAUCUCGCAUGUAUAGCACACAGCACAGCUCACCAGCCGAACACAGCGUACAUCGCAAUACCCAUUGCACUGCGUUCGACAUUGC
Amphibalanus amphitrite is the source of this 2412-nucleotide messenger RNA. Its product is annotated as actin-related protein 6-like. The record is from RefSeq and is a predicted model, not a curated record. NCBI's taxonomy places the organism in Eukaryota, Metazoa, Arthropoda, Thecostraca, Balanomorpha, Balanidae. The transcript has 2 exons. Gene Ontology annotation, molecular function: nucleosome binding. The coding region runs from base 156 to 1349 and encodes 397 amino acids. Gene Ontology annotation, cellular component: Swr1 complex.